CGGUUUCGGUUUCGUGCGUGUGCGCAGUAAACAUAUGCAGCACAACAAAGCUCUCAAGUAGGAGAAGGACGAAAAAUUGAUCUUGUCAAAACUGAGCAAACCGUGCAUUUUGAAUAUGGUCGGACGAGAGACGAUCGGCAAAAAGUGAACUAUUUCGGUUUCGCAAUUAUCAGCAAGUAGUACAGAGCGGUGCGGACAACUAUGCCAGGUGCCCCGGGACUGGAGUAAAUCCGGGAAAAUGCAUAUAUGUUUCUCCAACAAUACCAACGUAGCUAGUCUAGUUCAUCGUGUCAACGUCAUCACCCUUACAUCGCAUUAUCAUCACCCGCGUUAUCACCAUGCAAUCUACAGCAGCAACAACAGCGGCAGCCGCAACCACAACGGCGGAUAUUGAUCUGAGGUACUCGAGUGCAAGUGCACUUUCCCCGCCGGAUUCAUCCUUGGAGGAUUUGGAAGAGUACGAGGAUUUGCUGGUGGGCGAGGAAGAAGAAGACCCCGGGAUGGAUGCGUCGGGGGGUGCCGUGCGGAAGCCCCAUUUUUUGGACUACGACAAUAAACCACCGGCGGGGCUGGAGAAUCAGGUGGUGUUCGUUGGGCAGCCCAGGAGAACGAACGAAAGCACGGAAGCGAUAACGAUGGUGAAUGAGGAGGAGGAGGAGAAACGGAAAGAGGCGACGGCUCCCAUUUCGCAGAGUGUUGUGCUUGAGAGUGAGAGUGCAUCCGCCGUUGCCGCAGCCGCUUGCUUAAAGGACUUUGGUCGGGGAACAUGGCCCUCGAGUGGGCCAUCGAGCAGUGCUAGAUACGGGGGGAGACAGAAUCAUUCCAUGUAUAAUGAUAUGUCGGAAAUUUGUCCAAAGAUGGAGUGCGUUUACUCGCUGCUUUCGAUGCUGGGAUCUACUAAUUCGCUUGAAAUGUCUGCCAAGUUUAUGGAACUAUCGAAGAACCGGGACACAUGCAGUGCGUUGCGCCGAUCCGGGUGCAUUCCACUGUUGGUGCAGAUAAUUCACAACGAUUCGAAUGAAAUAGCGAGGAAAAAUGCUCGGCAGGCUCUCAACAAUGUGAUUUGUUGCCAUCCGGACGAUAAAGCCGGUCGAAGGGAAGUUAAAGUUCUGAAAUUGAUCGAACAGCUGGUGGAAUACUCCGAUAUGUUGAGAGACUAUUCGGAGGAAAGUUCUCCGGAGAUUCGCGAGGCCGUUGAGGAUCUGGAGAAAUAUCCGAUCCAAUCGAUAACCACCCUGAUGAAGAUAAGCUUCGAUGAGGAACAUCGGCACGCCAUGUGUCAGCUGGGUGCGCUGCAAACCAUUUCGACACUCAUUGAAUUGGAUCACGCGGUGCACGGAGCUUGUCCGAGCGAACCCAAGUGCGUCACCAUGCGACGCUAUGCCGGGAUGAUCCUCACUAAUCUAACCUUUGGCGAUGGCAAUAACAAGUCGCUGCUAUGCUCAAACAAAAGUUUCAUGCGUGCUCUGGUGGCUCAAAUUCAGUCCAGUAGCGAUGAACUCGUGCAAGUUACUGCCUCCGUUCUGCGCAAUCUCUCCUGGCGGGCUGACAGUGUCAUAAAGCAAACUUUGAGCGAAAUCGGAACCGUCAAAAUGCUCACCCGUGCCGCCAUGGUAUGCACGAUAGAGAACACCCUCAAAGCCAUACUUUCCGCGCUGUGGAACCUCUCGAAUCACUUCCCGCCUAAUAAGGCGGAAUUUUGCGAGGUUGAGGGUGCGCUCGAGUUUCUAAUCGAUAUGCUGACCUACGAAGCACCCAGCAAAACGAUGAGCGUGAUUGAGAACGCCGGGGGGAUUCUGCGCAACAUUUCCUCGCACGUUGCCCUCCGGGAGGACUACCGGAAAAUCCUACGAAAGAAGCACUGUUUGAAGAUCCUGUUGGAGCAGCUGAAAAGUACCAGUCUCACCGUGGUUAGCAACGCCUGCGGCACGCUGGGUAACCUAUCCUGCGAUAAUUUUGUGGAUCAGAUGUUCCUACGGGAAAACGGUGCCAUUCCGAUGCUGCGAUCGCUCAUUUACAGCAAGCACAAGAUGAUAUCGAACGGGAGCAAAAUGGCGCUGAAGAAUCUCCACAAUCAACCCAUCGUGAUGAUGGGACUCUCGAGCGGUAGCUCCGUUUUGAGUCCUUCCAUGGUGAAAUCGGGAGGUUCCAUGGACGCGAAGGAACUGCCCAGCUUGAAUGUUCGCAAGAAGAAGGCGCUCGAGCAGGAGCUGGGGGAAAAAUUCCUCCCGAAGGGAUUACGCGAGGAGAAGGAGGUUUGCACCAGCCGAGGAUCGCCACCGGACGAAGAUGAUGAGGAAGAGGUGAGCCAAAGUGCGGUUCACAUUCGGCUGGUCGAGGAAGAUGAUGACGUGCAGGAGGAGGAGACUGAAAAGCCGGUUAAUUAUAGUCUGAAGGAGGAGGAGCCCUACCAGGAUUACCAGGAGACGGAUAUCGAUCAGAUCACGGAUUAUUCCAUCCGCUACGCGGAGAAUCAAUCAGAGUCGGAAGAGGAGAAGGGUGAGAACUAUCGGCGGACGAACCUAACCAAUGGAAUUCUGAUGGAGGAGGAUUCGGUAAAGUGCUACUACACGGAGGGAACGCCACAGAUCAUUUCGAGUGCAACGUCGAUGAGUGAUUUGAGGGUUCAAAUGACGACCGGUGGCGUUGGCAGUGGCGGUGGAGGUGGUGCUUCCGAGGCAAUGGCAGUUGGAUCAUACUCGAAGAUAGUGGUGCCCAAGUCGGAACCGAUACCGAUUGCUAGCAAGAAUCUACAGGUGCUGGUUGGCGGUGGAGGUGGCGACACUGGCUGCAAUACACCCGAUAAACCCUUCAACUACUGUGUCGAGGGAACGCCCGACUACAGCCGGGGUGCCUCGAUGAAUGGGUUGGAUUUGAGCGGCGGAAGGGAACCGAGCAUUCCCGGCAAACCGCCGGAAGCAGCGGAAUCCUCCAAUCAGACCGCCCCGCCCACACCGGGAGCCAACACCAAACAGGUGUCCUUUUUGAAUACCGCCGAGGAGACCCCUCUGAUGUUCUCACGGACCAGUUCGAUGGGUUCACUCUCGAGUGCCGAACCGAACUGUUGUGUGGACGAUAAGAGUUCCGUGGUGAGCGAAUUCAGUCGACUCGCUUCCGGGAUAAUCUCGCCCUCGGAACUGCCGGACUCGCCGACCCAGAGUAUGCCCCAGUCGCCGAGACGGUCCAGCAUGAUGGCCCAAGCUAGUAGGCCGGUGGUCGCCGUGAAGAAGAAUAUCACGCUAGUGGCGCCACCGCCGCCGCCGUCGGCUCCUCCAGUGCAGUCGAAGAGUGCUUUCGAGGACUCGGUUCGGAAGUUCAAUGUGGAGAACACCCCGGUGGGAUUCUCGUGUGCCACCAGUUUGAGUAAUCUUAGUUUGGAGGACAGAGAGGAUGAGGAAUCGAGGCAGGUGGUAGGGGAGCGGCCACCAAGGGGUCCCCCUGUGUUGCCCAUUCCGGAAAUCUCGGAAGCUGAGGCAGAACUGCUGCUGCUGGGAGCUGCGAAAACAAACGGAAUGGAGCCAAGAGCGGUACCGCUUCAACCCCAGGGCCAGGAAGAUUCGCUGCAAAGAUUUUGCACCGAGGAUACGCCGGCUGUUCUUUCUGAGGUAGCGAGCGAAUGUGGAUUUAGUGUUUUAUCGAUUGAUUCGAGGAAUGGGCGCGGAUCGGACGAGAGCUCGAUCCUAUCGGAUCAGAACGACGAUUUGCUGGAACAAUGUAUCAGAAGUGGGAUGCCCAAGCCGAAGAAUAUCGAUGCUGUGAACGAUGCGAUGGGUGCCGUUAGGAAAGCGAAGGGGCUUCCCUUGGUGGUGGAUGGGAAGGAGAAUCCCAUCCAUAUGAUGAGGAAUGGUGCUGCGCACCUGGUGGAACCAUUGUACGCGAAUGAUGAGUUUAGGAAGUUUUACGUGGAGGAUAGUCCGUGUGCAUUUUCGACGGUUUCGGUACUGUCGGAACUGACUGUGACAUCGGAGGCAGCGGCAAGGAAGGUUAAUAAGGUGUCGCCCCUCGCCGCAGGGGAACAUCUGGAACUGGAAGCCAAUGGUGUGGCAAAUCCGAACGAUGCAAAUGAUUCUCUGGAUUCGAUCGAUUUACCCGGUUCGAAUGAUCCCCACCAGAGUAGCUCCCUGCUGGACCAAUGCAUCGCACGCGGAAUGAAGAAGCUUACAAUCAACGAAGCAGUGGCCGCUCCCGAUGCGAACGACUCGCCGGAUUCAAUCGAUUCCGUUGAUGAUCCCCAGGCUGAUCUGUUGCUAGAGCAAUGUAUUGCGAGAGGAAUGAAAAAAAAACCCAGCGAACAAGGAUUUGAGAUGCAAACAGCAAACCAAACAGUUGGCAAUGCCAACGAUACGAUGGAUUCGAUAGACUCCGUUGAAGGGGCUGAUUUGAUGCUAGAUCAGUGCAUUGCACGAGGAAUGAAAAAGUUAACCGAAAAUCCGAGAGAACCGGAUCCCCCCAAACUGGCGGCUGGCGCUGAGCAAGAGGUGAUCUAUGCAAACCAAUCUGCUUUACAGUUGGAGAAAUCGAGCAAACAGAGGGCAACUGUUGGCGUCAGUAACGAUUCGCUAAGUUCGAUAGAUUCCGUUGAUGAUCCCCAGGCAGACCUGAUGUUGGAUCAAUGCAUUGCAAGAGGCAUGAAGAAGCUACUAACCGCUACUAACGAACCGCAACCUCCACGGGAGAAGCAGGAAGAAAUUUAUGCUAAUCAAUCGGUAUUCCAGCGCGGCGGCGCUGCGUUUGACGCUAAUGAUUCACUGGAUUCCAUCGAAUCGGUGGAGGAUCCGCAGGCUGAACUGCUGCUCGAUCAGUGCAUUGAGCGGGGAAUGAAAAAGGUGAGCGAAAAGUCUGUGCCACAAAUCAAAAAAGCUACUGAUGGAAACGAUUCGUCGAGUUCGAUUGGGUCCGAAGAUGAUCCUCAAGCGGAUUUGUUGCUUGACCAGUGCAUAGCUAGGGGUAUGAAGGGGACAAAUCAGAACCAGGCACAAAACGGUGAAGUGCAGCAGUCCAGGGACACCAAACCAGAGGAGGAUAUCUACGCAAAUCAAUCGGCAAUCCAGCAGAACAAUCGAAUGACCUCCGCUGCUGUCGAUGGAAACAACUCGCUGAGUUCAAUCGAUUCGGUGGACGAUCCUGCAGCUGAUUUGUUGCUGGAGCAGUGCAUCGCAAAGGGAAUGAAGAAAGUCACCGAGAAACCAAGCGAGCAGGCGUUUGAGUUACGAGCCGGUAUGGAUUUCAAUCAGUUAGCGGCGGAAGUUGCUAAAGCCAGAACUGCGGAUGCUAACAACGAUUCGCUAAGUUCCAUCGGUUCCAUCGACGAUCCCCAGGCCGAUUUGAUGCUGGAGGAGUGUAUCGCGAGGGGUAUGAAGAAAUUGACCGAAAAACCCGCGGAGCAAGGAUUUGAGCUGCGAGCGGGUAUGAACUUUAACCCACCCACAUUUGGCAAGCAAGAAGAUAUCUAUGCUAAUCAGUCAGCUAUCGAGCGGGAAAAGUUCCCGCAACAGGCGAUCAAUCAAAAAGCUUCCAUAGCAGCAAUCGAUGCAAACCAUUCUUUCGAUUCUUCGGACUCGAAUGAUCCCCAAGCGGAUUUCCUAUUAGAUCAAUGCAUUGCUAGGGGAAUGAAAAAGAUGACCGAAAAAUCCAGGAACCUUCCUCAGGCGUCCAACACUCCAAUGCCUACCGUCAUCAACCGUCACCUGGCGAAGCAUACAGGUUCAAACGGUCAAAUGAAGUCACGCGACAGCCAGCUCAAUCGCAAUCCACCGGCUGCAUUCCACCGGGAGCAGUACCCACUCCCAUCCAGCCAUCGAAUGAGCGCCACGGCAGUUGGCGCCAACGAUUCCAUAAGUUCCAUUGACUCGGCGGUCGAUCCACAGGCAGAUUUGUUGCUCGAACAGUGCAUUCAAAAUGGAAUGAGACGACUUGCCGAGAAGAACAAAAGGACUGAGUCGUUGCCUCGGCGAGGCAAUCGAGUGGUCUCAGCGUCCGCAACCGAUGGUAAUGAUUCGUUGAGCUCGAUAGAAUCCGUGGACGAUCCGCGAGCUGACGCACUACUGGAGCAGUGCAUCGCCAGGGGGAUGAGAAAACUAACCGAGAAGCCAAGCGGUCAAGAGUUCGAGCUGAGAGCCGGAAUGGAUUUCCAGCGAAUGGCGAUCAACGUAGCGCAAAGUCAAUCGAGUCCAAAAAACGUGGACACUACGCCUGUGGUAACGAAGGAUGUCGGUGCCACCAACGUAAUAUCAGCAGGCGUAGUAGCAGCAGUAGGCACAGCCGACGGAAGCAGCAGCUUCUCCUCCAUCAUCACGUCGGAACAGCAGCAACAACAGCAGCAAAUCUUGCAAACCAUCGCCACAGGCAUCACUCGCAGCAGCACCACCCCAACCAACAUUACCCACACCAUCAACAACCACAACCACCACACCGCAGCGCAACAUAUCAGCAACAACAUCAUCACCACUACCACCACCACCAUCGGAAGCGGCCACCGGCCGCCUCGGGCGGCUCGGGCGCCGUGUCCGAUCCUGCAAGCUUCUUCCAGCAUCACCCCGCUGGUUCAGAGUGGAUCUGAGGAUCUUCUCGAGCGGUCGAACGAGUUUCCGGCGGGGCUGAUGAUGACAUCGUCCUCUGCUGGCUGUAGCUACAACAACAACAGCAGUAGUGAGAUGCAAAUUUCCAACGAGUUCAUGGCGGAUAAGCACAGGAAUCCGGAUCUGAUGCUGCGGUCGGUCGAGCGGCUCACCCAGGAGCUGGUCUCGACGGCGGAGUAUCUGCGCACGGUUUCCUCCAGCGGGGGAACCCGGGAGGAGCACAACACCUGGGACGAUGACGUGACCAGUGCGAACGACGUGUCGUUUCCGAGCCUGAGCGUGCAGGCGCCCCGGAUCGGGCACUCGUACGAUGACGAUGAUGACGACUCGGCAACCAUCAGCGAGGAGAUCGAUUCAAAAUCUCUGGGUAUUUUGGGAGAGCAAUCUUCUCCGAAGGAGGAGCAGAAAUUUACUUCCAAAUCACCAACCUAUUAUCAGCACAACAAUAACAACAACGAGGAGCCGUGGCCGACGGACGCGAUCAACUUCCAGCUGGGAGGAGAGGUGAAGCAUCACCACUUGGUCGGUGGUAUCCAACGGUCACCCCCACACCCUUCCGGUGGGCUUUCGUUCAGUACCGUUUCCACGUUGACCAGCACCACAACGAUUGCUUUCGAGGCCACCAAAGUGGCGAAUAACUUGCAGAAUAUGGCGAUCGUCGAGAGUGCCGAUGUGGAUUUGAGCCAAAUCAAUGCCCCCUUCGGAGCGGACAGCAUCCUUAUUUCGGACUGUUCGGACACGGAGAUGACCUUCCGGAACGAGUAUUGCAAAAUUCAGCUUCCCAGCGGGUUGGUGGCGAAGAGGGCCCUGGGUCACACCUUUAACGAUAGUAUGAAUUCGUUGAAUAAUCUGGAUAGCAUUGGGCCGCCCUCGAUUAUGGAUGAGCUGAUGGAUUCGAUGAUUAGCGUGGCGAGCAUCACGUCGGAAGUGGUCGAUGUGGACAGUGGCCAUGCGGGGACGAUUUCAGCCGCUUCCGAUCAGUAUAUUUCCUCCGGGCAUUCGAGUUUAACGUUGAACAGUAGCGUAGAGAACUUGAUCAAAUUUUCUCCGGCGCUUAACAUGGGUUAUGUGACUCCCGGGGGGAACAGUACUCCGAUGAGUCCCAAGCGUGCCGAGAGACGACAGGCGAUGAAGGAUCGAUACAAGACCUACACCAUUCCAAACGCUGAACUGAUUGACUUGAACCAAAGUAUCGAGGCUACGAUGGCAAAAGAUGCUAACCACAAGGUACCGAAUUCCAGCGAUGAAUUCAAGACUCCCACGCCAAGUGUCCCGUCUACCCCUUCGCCAAAGAAAUCCUCGAAGGAACGCCGACAGGAGAACAAGUCACGAUUCGAGACCCAGGUUAUCGACACCAGCAUUCUUCCAGUGGCCAACAAUAUACCCAACGGGGAUGAAUGCCUUCGAACUCCAGUCAGCACAAUAAUCACUAGACCGGCAGCAUUCUCUCCGUUCACGCUCCAAUCUCCUGCCCCGCUGUCGCUCGAGCCAGCUCUCUCACCAGAGUUCGUAGGAAACGGUGGCGGCGGCGGCGAUGAUGAAGGAGACGAUGAUCCGGUCACGUACACGAUUCAGGAAGCACAGCGGCGGAAAUCUCUCGAACAGAAACUUCCAACCAUUUCCACGCCUCCUGCUUCGCAGAACAAAACCUCCCCACAGUCUAGUCCAAGCAAAAUGCCAUCCCCGGCCAAAGUGACCUGCAAGAUCAAUCCGGCUCCGGCUCCCCAGUCUGCACAGGUCAUCAAAGCGGUCCGGGGUGCGAAGAAACCCGCUUACGUUUCGCCUUAUCGCAAAACAGUUGUGUCCGCUCCGGCUGUCAUCUCGCGAACCCCGAUCCCGAAUCUAGCGAAGAAGGAACCGAUUGCGGCAGCGGCACCAUUGACAACGCCGAAAGUGAAAAGUCAAAUAUCUCAGCUGGAAGCCAAAGGCCGACCGCAGCCUUUCAGAGCGCGAGCUAGUAUUGAUGCCAAGAGAGCUUCGGUGGAGAUGAACGGACAUGGUUCGGUUCGGAGUAGCGUCGGUGCUGACACCCCCAAGAUACGGGAGCGACAGCAAUCGUGUGGUGCGAUUGGAGCUUCCAAGUUGAAAGGAAACCCCCCGACGGAACCAUCUCCCAUCAUCCGGCAGGGAACCUUCACCAAGGAUGAGCCAACAAAUCCGGAGGUGCCAGUGGUAACCUCUGCGCCUUCCACACCGGCGAAGAGCGCCCGCAAGCCUGGUUCCAUGAUUCCAAGCUCGGCUUCCUCGUCCCGGUUGACGUCGGUCGCGAAGUCGCGACUCUCGCUGCAGAAAAGUAUCAGUAUGGAUGCGAGUAAGACCACCCCAAGCACACCGAUGGCAGGAACGCCCACGGGCGACGGCGGUACACCCCUCUCAAGCCGGUAUCGGUUGACGUCGGCCCGCACCUCGUUGGUGGAUUACAAGAAACCAAACACCAGCGGCGGCCGGUUGAGUACUCCCAUCAGUUCGAAUUCUUCGAACGAGCAGAUCGCCAACGGUAUCACCACGCCGACCGCUCCGGGCUCGAUGAUUCCCAUGCGACGGAAGAGUGGCAUUGUGUUGCCCAAACCGCGGACCAAUCACACGAUGAAGAGCAAUACAUCGGAGGCGUUGAAGGGUCGGCUGGAUGGGGUGAGGAAUGCUUUCGCAAGGACUGCAGCGCUGAAAACCGGCGCUCGAUGAAGUGAUGAAGGAUUUCUAGGGUUGGAAAUCUCAGACUGAUAUACGGAGGAAGAGGAGUUAGCAUUGGCUGUUGAUUCACGAGGGCCGAGUUACUGACUUAAUUUAAAAGAUUUCAACGACAUUUUAGUGCAAUUCGUUCAAAUCAUCACGGUGUCACAUUUUUUUAGGUUUCGGAUACAAUGAUCGGCGAAUCAUUGCGCAAAUUUUUUGAGUAGGUAGAAUUUUGAAUUUUUCCACACCUUUGCAGAUUGCAGAAUUGCGAUGGAAACCUCCAGACAAUGAUUUUAUUUAUAUAGUUUAAUAUUUUGAUUUCAAGAUUUUUUUUUGCUCAGAAGAAAGGGCUUCCUAACUUUCUGAUAGUUCAUAAAAUUCUGAGUAACCGCCACUGCAGGAUAGACAGCAUUUAGCUUUGGUAAUUUACUCCAAACACACAACACACAAAAUCCAACCAUGUUCGUUAUUUAGAUCGUAGCGAAACACUUCAAGUGUAUAUUUCAUUAGUAGUUUUUAACAAUUAACAUGGAAAACAGACAUUGAAGAAGAGUACAUUUCCCCCAUUUCUGAAGCCGAUUGAAUUCAGGAUUGUAAUAUGAUAAAAUAAAGCUAUACCCGAAGGUGAGAAAAAAAGACUUCGCGAGAGGAAAUGUGAGGAGAGCCGUAGAUCUCUUUUUGAUUGGAUUAUGCAAACACACAAUGUCAAAAAAAUAUAAAUAAGAAAAGCUUACAAGUGCUUUUAAAACAAUUAGUAUCCAACAAAAGAUCGAUUUGUUCUAGUCUACAAACGUCUUACACAUCGACGGCUUUCGACUACGAGACGUUAGAUAUUAAGUUCCGUUUUUAAUUAAUUAUUAGAAUCAUCAGGUAAAGAAACAUACUAAAUAAGAACAACAACAACAAAGCAUAAUUGCAUUAUUGAAUUUGCUAAUCUCUUUAAUCGAAUAUGAUGCUUACUCCCACUAUCGCAGUUAUUAUAAUUAUCGCUAUCCUUAUUACUACAUUAGCUACGAAAAUUACUACUUAUUCGAUCCAGAAAUGAUACGCGAUCACAAACCAAAAUCAGUAAAUUAUUUGUUCUCAGACGACGGUAGCCAAGCAUUUUUGCGGGCAGAAAAUUGGCUUUAUCUUUGAUUCCGUGGUAUCGAUUUAACAUUUUAUUUUUUUUUUAUUUUUUUACUGUAUUAUAGUGACUUUCAACUCAUUUGGCUGGUUCGUCACUUUUACUUCCAUUUUUGGAAGAAUGUCGGGAGUGAGAAUUGAACUCGUGACCUUUAGCGUGAGAGGCAUGGAUGUUACCACUACGCCAGAUCGCCUCCUCAUUUAAUAUUUUAAUACUUGGUCAUCUCCAAUCGCUUUUGUUCCGUUUGUUUUUUCAUUUGAUUUGCAUGAAGUUUUGUUUCAUUACGGGAAUGUCGCAGGAUUAAAUUUAUAAGUGAUUUUAAUUUUUUUUAAUUUGUUUUUUUGAUAGGUUUUUUUAUCGUUUUAAAGUUGACUUUUAAACAUUCAUAUCAAACAGACAAGGUUUUUAUUGAAAAAAAAAACAAGUAACACAAAAUCAAAACAUUACACACAGAAAACAUUUUAAGAAAACGUUGAUAUUUGCGCUCUACUACGAUACAUUCAACCAAAAUGAAAAGCAUUACCACUCAUACCAAACUCCAGUUUCUAUUUUUAGAGAAAAAAGAAACAAAACAAAACAUUCAGCCGUUUCCUAAGAGAAGGAAGCAUUGAGACGUUGAAUAACAUUGAAAAUAAAUGAUGAUUACAAGUCAGCGUGUAAACGCGCUGCACAAAAUCA
Molecule: messenger RNA, 11055 nt
Organism: Toxorhynchites rutilus septentrionalis
Lineage: Eukaryota; Metazoa; Arthropoda; Insecta; Diptera; Culicidae
Exons: 7
Coding region: 339-9260 (2973 amino acids)
Biological process (GO): cell fate specification; negative regulation of canonical Wnt signaling pathway; Wnt signaling pathway
Cellular component (GO): beta-catenin destruction complex; catenin complex; cytoplasmic microtubule
Molecular function (GO): gamma-catenin binding; beta-catenin binding; microtubule binding
Source: RefSeq, a predicted model, not a curated record